AGCUCCGGCUUGUGCGUCGCCGUGUUUGUUCCGGGCGGCCGUCGCUUGUGGCCACCGAGGGCGCCAUGUACGAGUUUUACCUGCGGCUGCCGGACGAAGCGCGGUCGCUGCCGCCUCCGCCGCUACUCAACAAGGGGUCGGUCUAUACGGCCUUCGUGGGCUGGUCCACCGCCUUGAUCUCCAACGCCAUCAACCACAGGCCCAUCCUGGCAGCGGGUGUCCAUCGACAGCUGUUUUAUACUUCUGUGGGGUUUUACGUCGGCCAUUACCUGAUGAGGCGAGCGUCUUACGUCUUUGCUAAAAGGGACCGAGACAUGUUCGAAUACAUCGAGCGCCAUCCUGAGGAUUUCAAGGACAAAGAAAAGAAAAAGAUGGCCGAAGUUCUGGAGAACUUCCACCCCAUUCGCUGAAGACUUGGCAGAGGGCUCCUGUAACUUGUUCAGCGUGACCUCUUUCUGAGUCGGACCCUAAACUGUGGAUUUGUAUAGAAUGUAUGUCUUUAUAGGGGCAGAGUACCAGACUGAAACAUGAAGGCCAUCACUGGGUCAAUACAGUGACAAAUAAAUGUGUGUGUGUAAA
Sphaerodactylus townsendi is the source of this 579-nucleotide messenger RNA. RefSeq names its product NADH:ubiquinone oxidoreductase subunit C2 (gene NDUFC2). Bases 66 to 410 code for a protein of 114 amino acids. Gene Ontology annotation, cellular component: mitochondrial inner membrane. The record is from RefSeq and is a predicted model, not a curated record. Gene Ontology annotation, biological process: mitochondrial electron transport, NADH to ubiquinone. The transcript is spliced from 3 exons. NCBI's taxonomy places the organism in Eukaryota, Metazoa, Chordata, Lepidosauria, Squamata, Sphaerodactylidae.